Messenger RNA from Cucurbita moschata (crookneck pumpkin), 2410 nucleotides. Its product is annotated as probable LRR receptor-like serine/threonine-protein kinase At5g10290. Gene Ontology annotation, biological process: protein phosphorylation. NCBI's taxonomy places the organism in Eukaryota, Viridiplantae, Streptophyta, Magnoliopsida, Cucurbitales, Cucurbitaceae. The record is from RefSeq and is a predicted model, not a curated record. Bases 336 to 2174 code for a protein of 612 amino acids. Gene Ontology annotation, molecular function: protein kinase activity; protein binding; ATP binding. The transcript is spliced from 12 exons.
AUAAACAAACUCCAUUAAAUAAAAAGCUAAAGGACAGAAGCUUUAACAAUGGCAGAAGAUUUGCUGAAUGUUCAGCAGCUUCACUUCACGCAGCAACAUCACUCACCCGAAUUGGUUUCCAGCUAAUAUUCCGCUUCUCUGAGCUUCAUCUUCCUUCCUUCCUUCUCUCUUCUUUUCAGGCUUUACAGUUCUUCCGCUGUUGUUGAUUUAUCGGUCACGAAUCUUGAAGUUCAUUCGUCUCUUUCCGCUCCCGAUUUCUACUUCUCCAUCUCAGCAGAUAUGGCAUAGCAAUGACUGUAUUCAACCUUUUUGCAUGGAUUUCAUAACGUUGACCAAUGAAAAUGAUGAUAGUUAGGAUGGGAGUACUCUAUCUUACAAUUCUAAUACUGGCUUGCUUUCAUUAUCUUGCGGUGUCUGAUUUUCAAGGCGAUGCACUCUUUGCACUGAGGAAUGCAUUGAAUGCAACUGCAAAUCAGCUCGCAGAUUGGAACCCAAAUCAAGUCAAUCCAUGUACUUGGUCGAAUGUUAUAUGUAGUGGAAACAAUGUGAUCUCUGUAUCCUUGUCUUCAAUGGGAUUUACUGGAAUCUUGUCUCCGAGAAUUGGAGUUCUAAAAUCACUUUCAACCCUGAUUUUGCAGGGAAAUUACAUAACUGGAGAGAUACCAAAGGAUUUUGGAAACCUGACAAAUUUGGUUAGUUUGGAUUUGGGAAAUAACAGCCUAACUGGCCAAAUACCGUCGUCCCUGGGUAAUCUUGAGAAACUACAGUUCCUAACUCUGAGUCAUAAUCGUCUAACGGGGACUAUUCCAGAGUCACUUUCAAACAUUGAUAGCUUGAUCAAUCUUCUGCUGGAUUCGAAUGAACUCAGUGGCUCAAUUCCGCAGCAGUUAUUUCAAGUUCCAAAAUUCAACUUUUCUGGAAACAAGUUAAAUUGUGGCGGGAAAUCCCUUCAUGCCUGUGCUUCAGAUGGUACAAACUCAGGUUCUUCCAAUAAACCCAAGGUUGGCCUUAUAGUUGGAAUAAUUGCUGGGUUCACCGUUGCUCUUCUUUUGGUCGGUGUAUUGUUUUUCUUGUCUAAGGGUAGAUAUAAAAGCUACAAGCGUGAAGUGUAUGUAGAUGUUCCAGGUGAAGAUGAUCGAAGAAUUGCAUUUGGGCAGCUGAAAAGAUUUGCAUGGAGGGAACUACAGCUAGCUACAGAAAACUUCAGUGAAAAAAAUGUUCUAGGACAAGGAGGCUUUGGAAAGGUGUAUAAAGGGGUGCUUGCCGAUGGCACCAAAGUUGCAGUGAAACGGUUGACUGAUUAUGAAAGUCCCGCGGGUGAUGCUGCUUUUCAGCGUGAAGUUGAGAUGAUUAGUGUAGCUGUUCAUAAAAAUCUGUUGCGUCUCAUUGGGUUUUGUACAACUCAGACAGAACGCCUAUUGGUAUAUCCCUUUAUGCAGAACUUGAGUGUUGCCUACCGUCUUCGAGAACUUAAGCCUGGGGAGCCUGUUUUAGAUUGGCCUACUCGAAAACGGGUGGCAUUGGGCACAGCUCGUGGUUUAGAGUAUCUUCAUGAACAUUGCAAUCCAAAGAUCAUUCAUCGAGAUGUUAAGGCAGCUAAUGUACUGCUUGAUGAAGAUUUUGAAGCUGUUGUGGGCGAUUUUGGCUUAGCAAAGUUGGUUGAUGUUAGGAAGACUAAUGUCACUACUCAAGUUCGAGGGACAAUGGGUCACAUAGCACCGGAGUACUUAUCCACCGGAAAAUCAUCCGAAAGGACUGAUGUUUUUGGUUAUGGUAUCAUGCUUUUAGAACUCGUUACGGGGCAACGUGCAAUUGACUUCUCGCGCUUAGAAGAAGAAGACGAUGUUUUACUGCUUGACCAUGUUAAGAAACUAGAAAGGGAGAAACGACUCGAUGCCAUUGUCGAUCGAAAUCUAAAGAACUACAACAUUCAAGAGGUGGAGAUGGUGAUUCAAGUUGCAUUGCUGUGCACACAGCCAUUAUCGGAUGACCGCCCCGCAAUGUCGCAAGUGGUUCGGAUGCUGGAAGGAGAGGGAUUGGCAGAGAGGUGGGAAGAAUGGCAGCAUUUGGAGGUGAGUCGCAGACAAGAGUAUGAGAGACUGCAGAGAAGAUUUGAAUGGGGUGAAGAUUCUAUACAUAGACAGGAUGCAAUCCAGUUGUCUGGUGGAAGAUGAGGUACCAAACUUAACUCCAUCUCUCUACCUAUGAGACCAUAUCACUGUUCUUUUGGUUCCAUCCUUCAAGCAUAUUAUUAUACAAACUUGCUCUGUAAAUUUCCACUGGUUUCUCUUUUUUUGCUUUCAUUUCUUGGCUGUGCAUCUUUCCAAUACAGCCAAGUCAACAAAAUUCAUCAUAAUAUUCAUGUGUGCCAUAACAUCUCUCUUGUUAUACUCAUCAUAUUUUUCCUUUA